This is a messenger RNA of Brugia malayi, 807 nucleotides long. RefSeq lists its product as uncharacterized. Gene Ontology annotation, molecular function: ATP-dependent chromatin remodeler activity; ATP binding. The coding region runs from base 1 to 807 and encodes 268 amino acids. Gene Ontology annotation, cellular component: nucleus. Lineage: Eukaryota; Metazoa; Nematoda; Chromadorea; Rhabditida; Onchocercidae. Gene Ontology annotation, biological process: transcription-coupled nucleotide-excision repair. The transcript has 6 exons. The record is from RefSeq and is a predicted model, not a curated record.
AUGGACCUCAGUAAACAGGAAAAAGAUUAUAAUAGAAAAAAUGAACGGGAUUGCUAUCGACGAACAACUUUUAGUUUUAAUCGUGAAGAAAUUGGGGAGGACAGGAAAAAUGUGAAUGAUCUUGCGACACUUGAUAGCAGUAAUGUUGCUGUAUACAGUGCUGCUAAGCUUGAACAAGGCCUACUGCAACAGGUUGAAAAGACAUUUACUGAAAAUGUUGCUGCCUUGGAAACUGGAGUGUCACAGAAUGCAAAUGCAGAAGGAUUACAGAAUUUUAUAGUUAAAAAUUCACAAUCUACACUUGUAGAAAAUGGUGAUAUGACUCCUUUUGAAGUGCUUGAUAAAUCACAAAGAGAUACUUCAGAAACUCUGGUGGAAGAACUGAAAGUGGGUAAGAAGCGAAAGACGAAAAAAAUUGACAGGAAAGAACGAGGUGAUGCUGACGAUGAUUACUUUAGGAAAAGAAUACGGACCCAUCUUGCUCGACUGGAACUUUCAAAAAUUGAAAAUGGGGGAAAUCAAUCAAAGGAUAGUGAUUUUCACGAAUUGAAAAAUGGCAUAAAAAUACUUAAGGAUUGUUGGGAAAAGCUCUACAAGUAUCAUAAAACUGGUGUAAGGUGGUUGAAUGAAUUGCAUAAUCAAUGUGUUGGUGGCAUUUUAGCUAAUGAGAUGGGUCUUGGAAAAACAAUUCAAGUGAUUUCAUUCCUAAGGGGACUAGCAUUUUCAUGUUUGGAGGAUAGAGGAUUCAGCUUUUCUGGCCUUGGUCCAGUGCUAAUUAUAUGUCCAACAACACUAAUAAGGCAGUGA